Messenger RNA from Trametes versicolor FP-101664 SS1, 1209 nucleotides. RefSeq names its product Thioesterase/thiol ester dehydrase-isomerase. NCBI's taxonomy places the organism in Eukaryota, Fungi, Basidiomycota, Agaricomycetes, Polyporales, Polyporaceae. The record is from RefSeq and is a predicted model, not a curated record. Gene Ontology annotation, molecular function: fatty acyl-CoA hydrolase activity. Gene Ontology annotation, biological process: acyl-CoA metabolic process. The transcript is spliced from 8 exons. Gene Ontology annotation, cellular component: mitochondrion. The coding region runs from base 1 to 1209 and encodes 402 amino acids.
AUGGUGCCCAUGCGCUCGAAUGGCCUCUGGUCCGAAGCGCUCGCGAUGCCCGACUCUCCAGACGCGCACCCCCUCGAACUUGUCCCAGGCGCGCAGAGCACGCUCGUACCCCGGCGCAUGCACGAUUCGUACUGCGAGAUUACGUUGCCGUUUGCGUCAAACCCGCAGCUGCUCGAGAGCUAUACGAACGCGUCCGGCGGGAUCCGCACAGGCCUCCUAAUGGAGCACCUCGACUCGCUCGCAGGAAGCAUUGCGUACAAACACAUGCUUGGCCCAGACGUGAGCGCGGUACCGAAAAAUAACGGCUUCUACAUGGUAACCGCAUCCGUCGACAGGCUAGACAUGCUCGCGUCGCUGUACCCUGUGCGCGAUAUGCGGCUUAGCGGCCAAGUCAUUCACACUGGUAGGAGCUCUCUAGAGAUUGCCGUGCGCAUGGAAGCUUUGGGCGACGGUACAGAGCAGACUGUCAUGCUCGGCCGGUUCUGCAUGGUAUGCAGGAACGCACGGACGCAUGGCUCCGCUCCCGUCAACCCUCUCAGCCUUGACGCCCCCGAAGACCACAUACUGUAUACUAUUGGAGAAGUACACAAGAACAAACGUCAGUCGCGCGCCACACGUUCCUUGAACCGUGUGCCUCCCACGUCCUCGGAAGCCGAGGCGCUGCACUCCCUCUUCCUGCAACACGGCCAAAACGAAGGUGGAGACUCACCGACGGCUCCCGAUCAGGAGCGAGUAUGGAUGGGAGACACUCGUCUCGAGAAGACACUGAUCAUGUUCCCGCAAGAACGAAAUGUGCACCAGAAAAUCUUUGGUGGCUAUCUCAUGCGUCUGGCGUACGAGCUCGGGUUUGCAAACUCGUGUCUCUUCACGCGCGACCACGUUACGUUCGUUUCCCUUGACGGGAUAUCCUUCGCACGGCCAGUACCCAUCGGAUCUCUACUACGGCUUACGUCCUAUGUCGUCAACUCGGCGUCUUCGGAUAACUACCCAACCCUCGUGCACGUGUGGGUACACGCCGAUGUCGUGAACCUAGCAACGGGCGCAGAGCAGCGGACGAACGACUUCCGUUUCACGUGGGGCAGGGAGAGCGGGCCUCCGCUCAAGCGCAUGAUCGUUCCCAAGACUUAUGGCGAGGCAAUGCAAUGGCUCGAAGGGCGAAGGGCGCUCGAGAUGGGAUCCGAGAUCCGGAAGUUGCGCAAGAGGCCUUAA